GCGAGGAGAGCCUGUCACGGAGCCGCUGCUCAGCGUGUUUACGAUGCUGUGCUGUUUGCAACAUGUCCAUCACAUGUGACAUUACUGAAUUAUACUGACCUCACAGCAUCCCAAAAUGUUGGCUCACCAAGGGUUUCCAUGGUUAUCUGCUUCUGACUCAUAAAAGCUUUAAAGAAAAUGGACCUCAGAGAUUCGGUGUCUUGUGAGUUUGAAGCCCAUUUUUUGACAGACCCAGGAGGGAAACACAGUGCUGUUGACUUUUUCCAAGGUGGUGCUACAGGUUCCUUUCCAGGCCUUCCAGCUGAACCUUCCAGUUCUUUCCACUGUCCCCAGAGCAAUAGAACAGACAUGUUCCAGGCAUCUGUAUCAUUCAAGGACGUGACUGUGGAGUUCACCCAGGAUGAGUGGCGGUACAUGGACCCUGGGCAGAGGGCCCUGUACAGAGACGUGAUGCUGGAGAACUGGAGUCACCUGGUCUCAGUGGGAUAUUGCUUAAUAAAGCCAAAAGUGAUCUUCAGGUUGGAGCAAGGAAAAGAUCCAUGGCUAUCAGAGGAUGACUUUCUGAAGAGGAAUUACCCAGGUAUUCACACAGAAAAAAGUUAUUCUGAACUUAAGGAAGAUGAACAUAGUAAAAUUUGGAACAGUUUCAGUCAAGUUACUCAACUUCAGACAGCUGAU
Molecule: messenger RNA, 678 nt
Organism: Condylura cristata (star-nosed mole)
Lineage: Eukaryota; Metazoa; Chordata; Mammalia; Eulipotyphla; Talpidae
Product: zinc finger protein 33B-like
Exons: 6
Biological process (GO): regulation of DNA-templated transcription
Source: RefSeq, a predicted model, not a curated record